Alexandromys fortis (reed vole) is the source of this 489-nucleotide messenger RNA. Its product is annotated as histone H2A type 1-E. The transcript has a single exon. The record is from RefSeq and is a predicted model, not a curated record. Gene Ontology annotation, molecular function: structural constituent of chromatin; DNA binding; protein heterodimerization activity. NCBI's taxonomy places the organism in Eukaryota, Metazoa, Chordata, Mammalia, Rodentia, Cricetidae. Gene Ontology annotation, biological process: heterochromatin formation. The coding region runs from base 39 to 431 and encodes 130 amino acids. Gene Ontology annotation, cellular component: nucleosome; chromatin.
UCGCAUACCCAGUUGCUAACAGCUGUUCUGUUUCCAAGAUGUCAGGACGCGGCAAGCAGGGCGGCAAGGCUCGCGCCAAGGCCAAGACCCGCUCCUCCCGGGCCGGCCUGCAGUUCCCCGUGGGCCGCGUGCACCGCCUCCUCCGCAAGGGCAACUACGCCGAGCGGGUGGGCGCCGGCGCCCCGGUGUACCUGGCGGCCGUGCUGGAGUACCUGACGGCCGAGAUCCUGGAGCUGGCUGGCAACGCGGCCCGCGACAACAAGAAGACGCGCAUCAUCCCGCGCCACCUGCAGCUGGCCAUCCGCAACGACGAGGAGCUCAACAAGCUGCUGGGCCGCGUGACGAUCGCGCAGGGCGGCGUCCUGCCCAACAUCCAGGCGGUGCUGCUGCCCAAGAAGACCGAGAGCCACCACAAGGCCAAGGGGAAGUAACUUGACAACCAUCAGAACUUUCAGAAACUUCAGACCCAAAGGCUCUUUUCAGAGCCCC